AUGUGGGUGUUUGUCUCCUGCAACUACAACGCCGUCAGGCUCACCAAGUCGAUGGUAGAAGCUGCAACCAAGAAGAAAUCCGAUCUCACCGACCUAAACAUGCUGCAGGAGACUCUGGUGGAGGAAUUGAGAGGAAAGAGGUUCUUGCUCAUACUCGACGACGUCUGGAAUGAGGUCCGUGCUAACUGGGACAGAACACGCCUUCCCCUGAACGCCGGUAGGAGCCGGAGCAAAGUGGUGAUCACGACACGGAUCAAACGGGUUGCACAAAUCAUGGGCACAGUGCCUCCCUACCAUUUGAAGAGGCUAUCGAAGGAUGCCAGUUGGACCCUCUUUAGGAGGUCCGCAUUUGCCGGAGGAGAAUUCGCCGGGAACCACAAACUGCAAGCCAUUGGGAAGGAGAUCGUAUCGAAGCUGGACGGCAUACCAUUGGCGGCCAAAACCAUAGGAAGCAUGUUGUUCGCGAGACGAGAUGAGGUCGACUGGCGGAAGAUCUUGAAAAGUGAGUUCUGGGAGUUGCCGGCGAAUGAGAACGACAUCUUGCCACCUCUCAAGUUGAGCUAUCAGACGCUCCCCUCGCAUCUGAAACAAUGCUUCUCCUACUGCUCCAUAUUUCAGAAAGGUUACGAGUUCGACAAAGAUAAGCUGGUCAAAAUCUGGAUGGGGCAAGGAUUCCUGCAACACCAGGGUACGAAGCAGAUGGAAGACACAGGAGCUGAGUACUUCGACGAUGCAUACCUUGAGACAGAGAGAGUGUUUCUGGGGUUACCCAAAGGGAUAACCAAUCUGAUAAACCUACGGCAUCUGGAAGAAGACAGCAGACUGAUCUCGAGUGUGGCUGGGAUUGGGAAACUGACCUGCCUCCAGGAACUGCCUAUAUUCAAGAUUCAUCAGCAGAUCGGACAUAGGAUAUCGGAGCUGAAAGAUAUGACGGAGAUCCGAGGAAGUCUCUGCGUUUUGAAUCUGGAGAAUGUGGCCGAUGCCGAAGAAGCAAGACAGGCCAGAUUGAGCUACAAACAACAUCUGCAGAAGCUGCAACUAGAAUGGAACGCUCACAGUGCGGGCAGCUUUAGAGAUGAGGACAUACUCGAAUGCCUGCAACCACAUGAGAGCCUCAAAGAGCUUCAUAUAGAAGGCUACAAUGGCAGCAGGUUCCUCAGCUGGCCUCCUCCCACCUCUGGGACGGCUGCGCUUCCUUACUCACCUAGAAAUGCAAGGACUGGAUGGGAUCAAGCAUCUUGGUCCGGAGUUCUGCGGCCAUGGUAG
This is a messenger RNA of Musa acuminata AAA Group (dessert banana), 1266 nucleotides long. RefSeq names its product putative disease resistance RPP13-like protein 1. The transcript has 3 exons. Gene Ontology annotation, molecular function: ADP binding. Gene Ontology annotation, biological process: defense response to other organism. The record is from RefSeq and is a predicted model, not a curated record. The coding region runs from base 1 to 1266 and encodes 421 amino acids. NCBI's taxonomy places the organism in Eukaryota, Viridiplantae, Streptophyta, Magnoliopsida, Zingiberales, Musaceae.